Cajanus cajan (pigeon pea) is the source of this 1960-nucleotide messenger RNA. RefSeq lists its product as uncharacterized. Lineage: Eukaryota; Viridiplantae; Streptophyta; Magnoliopsida; Fabales; Fabaceae. The record is from RefSeq and is a predicted model, not a curated record.
GUAUGCAAAUGAGGCAGCAAUCAGCAUGGAGCAAAUGAAGCAGCAAUAGCUGGGGGUCCGGCAUUUGCGCGUAGGUGGUGAAAUUCGAUCUACAGUCUCAUGCGCGCCAUGUGAUCUGAUAGGUCUUCGUCUCCUACUACUUUGGCAGCACACACUUCCACUCUAACUUCAUUUUUCUCUUUUUCGUAAAUUCACACUUGAAUUUUCCACUCCACUUACACCCACCCAACAGUGCAAACUAGAAAGUAUAAAAUCCUCCCCUUAGUCCUCUCCUCCUUUCCUUUGUCGUCCCAAAUCAAAUGUAUAUUAAAUUCGCAUGUGACUCUUCCAUGUAUUAAUUACUAUAUAGCUAGAUCUUAGGGAGCCUCUAUUCGUAGAUCUUGAAGGAAAUUCCAGGAUACGUUGUUGCCUUCGCCAAUGGCUCACCCCGUCAAUUUCACUCACACAAAGACAAAGGUACUACUCCUCUCUCUUGUGUUUUUCCUUUCUCUUUCUGCAUGCUUCAGUGCCUUCUCCGAUCCUCAAUCUAGCUCUAGCACUAGGAGAAUGUUAGGUGCCCGAAAAGAAGACCAAGAAAAGCCUUUGAAAAAGAAAACCGCCGCCCAGUCCACCAAGCUAAUCAACCCCACCACCCCCCUUUCGUCAAAGAACCAAACCAAAACCAUCAAAUCCAAUAACAUUUCCUCCAAAAACCAAACCAAAACCAUCAAAACUAACCUCUCCUCCAAAACCCAAACCAAAAUCACCAAAACCACCCUUUCCUCAAAAAACCAAACCAAGCCACUCAAGCCUAGCUCCAAUUCACCCUCCAAAGCCAAAACCACUCCCACCGACACUAGCCUCAAAAAGCUCAACAAUUCCACCACCCAAAAAAUAAAGAAACUCAACGUCACAUCCAAACCAAACCCCGUUCCCACUUCAAGCAAGAAAUCAUUGGAUCUCGCGAAAGCAAGUAACAAAACAACAAAAGCCACCGCCACCAAGGUAGACACAAACAAGAAACAAAAGACUCCCCCGAAGAAACCCACGAAACAAGCACCACCGAGUUGGUUUAUCGACGAGGACGAGGAAGAUGGUUUGGUUUCACUUUCUGAGUUCACAGAUCUACCCAACAAGUUUCACCGAACACUCAUCCCCGACCUGGAACGAAUCUCAACCACUUCCAAAGCCUACAUCACCAAAGCCAAUAAUGAAAUGACAAAAGGCUUCAAACCCUACGUAGGCAAAAAAUAUGCACCCACCGUGGCCACCAUUAUUUCCUGCGCCUUCAUAUUCAUCCCUUUGAUCCUAGUCUCUCUCCUUUGCAACACAAUCAAAGCCUAUUUCUCCCUCCAGAAAAUUUUAAUCUUCAUCCAAGUCUACCUCUCUAUCUACUUCACCAUCCUCUGCGUCACGUCCUUGUUCACUGGCCUCGAACCGCUCAAGUUUCUAUACUCUACUUCGCGGUCCACCUACAUGUGCCUGCAGGUGCUUCAGACUCUCGCUUACGUCUUCUACUUGCUGCUCCUCUUGAUGUACCUCGUCCUCGUCUUCUCCACCGACUGUGGGCUGGGCUCGAGGCUGUUGGGCCUCGCUCAGAUCUUCGUGGGCUUCGCCGUUGGGCUGCAUUACUACGUCACAGUGUUUCACAGGGUGGUGCUGCAGCAACCUCCCAAGACGAAUUGGAAGAUCCACGGGAUUUACGCCACGUGUUUUCUCCUCAUUUGUGUGCUUGCUAGAGUUGAUAGAAGGAAAAAGACUUACGUGGAAGAUGGUGGAGGAGAAGGCAAGCGAAAUUGAGCUACCUAUACUAUAAUUAUGUAUUUAUUUUUCUUAUUCUUAUCAUUUUAUUUUUUAUUUUAUUCCAUUUAAUGAUUAGUUAUCCAAAAGUAACAGAACAAGCUUGUUCUAUAAAUAAGACCACAUGAUGACGACAACAUUUUUCAUGUCUCCAUUUGGAUGAAAACAGCACUAGUCUGCU